AUGGGAGUCAAGUUGGAGGUGUUUCGGAUGACGAUCUAUCUCACUUUCCCAGUCGCCAUGUUCUGGAUUGCCAACCAAGCUGAAUGGUUUGAGAAUUCUGUCAUACAGCGCAAGAGAGAGCUUUGGCCACCUGAGAAGGACAGUCAGCUGGAAGAAUUCAAAGAGCGGUUACGGAAGCGACGAGAGGAGAAGCUCCUUAGAUCUGCCCAGCAGAGCUCCUGA
This is a messenger RNA of Elephantulus edwardii (Cape elephant shrew), 222 nucleotides long. RefSeq names its product PET100 homolog (S. cerevisiae) (gene PET100). The transcript is spliced from 4 exons. The coding region runs from base 1 to 222 and encodes 73 amino acids. Gene Ontology annotation, cellular component: mitochondrial inner membrane; mitochondrion. The record is from RefSeq and is a predicted model, not a curated record. Lineage: Eukaryota; Metazoa; Chordata; Mammalia; Macroscelidea; Macroscelididae. Gene Ontology annotation, biological process: mitochondrial respiratory chain complex IV assembly.